Gambusia affinis (western mosquitofish) is the source of this 8189-nucleotide messenger RNA. RefSeq names its product DOP1 leucine zipper like protein B (gene dop1b). Gene Ontology annotation, biological process: Golgi to endosome transport. The record is from RefSeq and is a predicted model, not a curated record. NCBI's taxonomy places the organism in Eukaryota, Metazoa, Chordata, Actinopteri, Cyprinodontiformes, Poeciliidae. The coding region runs from base 247 to 7143 and encodes 2298 amino acids. Gene Ontology annotation, cellular component: trans-Golgi network; endosome. The transcript is spliced from 38 exons.
GCGGGCCGCUGUCGGUUCAGGAUGAGCUGAGCAGUUGGAGGAUCACCGCCCCGCUAUGACUACCAACUGCCUUGGUUCUCCACGGAUGGUUAACCCCACAGAUAUCAACCCUCUUUGAGCCGGGAGUUUGUUUGAAGGAUGAGCCCGUCAAAAACGAGAUUUCCGGCCCUGCUCUAAAGCCUCCUGUGAUUUUUCUCUCAGUUGUCGAUGUAUUCUAAGAACAUGGUGUGAUCAAACCGGUGCAACAUGGAUCCCGAGGAGCUCGAGCUGCAGAAUGACUACCGAUACCGUAACUACGCGGCGGUCAUUGAGAAGGCGCUGCGAAACUUUGAGUCGUCCAGUGAGUGGGCGGAUCUCAUCUCGUCCCUGGGAAAGCUCAAUAAGGCCCUGCAGAGUAACCUUCGCUAUUCGCUCUUGCCCAAAAGGCUGAUCAUAGGGAAGCGUCUGGCCCAGUGCCUGCACCCGGCUCUGCCCAGCGGCGUUCACCUCAAGGCUCUGGAGACGUACGAGGUCAUCUUCAAAAUCAUUGGCACUAAAUGGCUGGCCAAGGAUCUGUUUAUUUACAGCUCUGGGUUGUUCCCGCUGCUGGGUCAUGCAGCCAUGGCAGUUAAGCCUGUUCUGCUGACGCUGUAUGAGCGUUACUAUCUCCCACUGCAGAGAGCUUUGCUUCCCAGUCUGCAAGCUUUCAUAACUGGACUCUUACCUGGUCUGGAAGAAGGACUGGAGGUCUACGACAGGACUGACGCUCUGCUGGUCAAGCUGUCGCUGUUGGUGGGUCAACAGGUCUUCUACGGAGCCCUGUGGGGAAGCAUGCUGGUCACCCCGAUGGUGCGGCUGCCCGCUUCGGUUUUUGUGGUCACACAUUUUGACCGCAUGGUCCCGCUGAGUCAGCAGACCUACAUGUUGGGCUACGGCCAUUGCGCAGUGAUAAAGUCAGUCUGUCUUUCUCUGCAAGAUUCAAAUGUGUUGGUGCAGAGGAACAUGCUUGAAGUCCUCCUCUACUUUUUCCCCUUUGCAACAUGUCUGGACCCAGCAGAGCCCAGUGUGGCUCUGAGUGCUGAAGACAUGAUCACUGUGGUGUCUGCAGCUUUACUCACUCUGCUCAGGAGAGACAUGUCCCUCAACAGACGUCUCUACGCCUGGCUCCUAGGCACCGACAUUAAAGGAGGGAUGGUGGCGCCACAUCCCACACUCUCCACCACCGUGGAGGAGCACACCUCAUUCUACUUCAACACUUACUCGAAAGAUUAUCUUGUGAAGGCUCUGAUUAACAUCCUCAAACAAAAGGAGGUGGACAGCGACCCAGAAAGCGUCAUCUCGUACCUCAGACCCUUUCGCAUCGUCAUCAGUCUGCUCGAUAAACCCGAGAUAGGUCCAGCUGUCUUGACCUGCGUGUUGUUGGAGGUGGUCCGAGCUUUCCAGCGCUACUGUCUGGAGAUGCUUGGAGAGGAAAACAUCCCAAAGUGGGGAAGCUCAGCCAACCAGCUGGCUUGUAAAGUAAAAGAGAACAAGAAUGCGUCAGAGAUCAUAAAGACAGUGAACAUGCUUGUGAGCUCCCUGAACAGCGAAUAUCUUUGGGAGUACAUGACUCAGCGCUUUUGCACUUCUCUCAGUGAAAAAGAUGAUCCGGAGCAGGACUACGGCCAGACGGCUCCCUCAGUCACAGAAAUAUCCAACCUUAUCAUUUUCCUUCUGGAUGUUCUUCCUCUGGAGCUCUAUGCCGACAUCCAGUCACUGUUCCUUCCCGACAUGCUGGGCAUCAUGCUGCAGAGCCUGCACCGCCACAUGGACUCAAUUUCCCUUGAUGACAUCACACAGGGGCUGCGAGUGUGCUUUAAGGUCCUGAGUAAGAUCCAGAUGCCUGUAGCUUACAUGGAUGUUGAUGCAGGAGCAAACACAGAGGAGCGGGAGUUGGCUUCACCAGAGGAUGAAACCACAAAGGAUGUACAGAAUGAUGGGGAGAAAAAUGGAAGCAUUAAUGGACAUCAGGAAGAUGAGCGGGAAAGGCAGGAUCCAGGAGGUGAAGCCGAGCCUGCAAAUGGGGUUUACUCAACUCUGAGGUCGGAAGACAGCGGACUGGGCAUCAGCGCUUCCCCCUCAGAGCAGCACCUGCAGCUGGGAAUGCCCACGGAGGCCGAGCAAAACGGAACCUGCAAAACCGGCGAUGGAGUUUGGAGAAGGGGAGGGAGUGUAGAAGCCAUGACGCAGAGUCUGCAGGACAUCCUGGCCUUCAUAACCACAAAGUACCUGUUGGUGCAGGUGGAGGACGUAACAGGUCCGAUUCCAGAGCCUCAGCGUGACCAAAGCACCAACUCUGGCGAUCAGAAGUCUCUGUUAAGGAGACGUGAAAUUAAACACAAAUUGUCUGAGCUGUUCACUCCAAACAAACGCAAAGCCAGCGUCUCGCCUGACACUCAGCCCUCGGCAUCGCCAGCGGAGAAGAAAAAGGAGCGUGGCUCCACACUGUGUUUGGACUGGGCAGCUGGUUACAUGCCCCGAGGAAAAGCUGAGAUUUCUGAGGCCUGUCGACAGACCUUCGUCGCCACCUGCCACCUGCUGCUGGAGAGCACCACCUUCCCUGUGUACCUGAGCGAGGAGGAGAUGCUAGCACUUUACACAGACAUGUUUGGAGACUCAGGCAGCGACGUGGACGGCCUCCCUGUGUGGUUGAGGUCCCUGAUGAUUCUGUGCUGCAUGUCCAGGGAUUACAACAUUCAGCACACCGCCGUGGCCUCCCUGCUGGAGCUCAUCAACCACUCCCAGUCUUUAGCACUGGUCAUUGAGGACAAGCACAGGCGCUACCAGAGCUCUGACAACAACCCUCUGAGUGGGCGGCUGCAGAUGGUCAGCGUGCCGCCCAUCUACCCAGUCCUGCACCGAGCCAUAGAGGAAAACACAGACUUCUUUCAGAGGUUAUCCAGGGUCCUGUGGAGUCAACUGGACACCGAGCAGAGAGAGCAGCACGUUUCCUGUGUGGAUCUGUUUUACAGGCUGCAUUGUUUGGCUCCCUCGGCUUCCAUCUGUGAGGACAUCAUCUGCCAGGCACUGCUGCACAAAGACAAGGCGAUCCGUCUGGAAGCUCUGCACCGCUUCACCGUGCUGUGGCACCUGACCCGGGAGACUCAGGGCAACAGGACCAUGUCUCUGAGUCGAUCCUUUGACCGGUCUUUGUGUGUAGUGGUGGACAGCCUGACCUCGGCUGACGGCUCAAUAAGUGCGGCCGCUCAGUGCUGGCUGGUCAGAGCUCUGUCCCUGAACGAUGUGAUCCGAAUCCUGGAGCCCAUUCUGCUGCUGCUCCUUCACCCAUCCACCCAGCGCUGCUCCAUCCAGAGCGUUAAACAGAAUCUCACGGCCGGUAACCUGAAGCUGUUAAACAGCAGAAGGAUUUUGAUCAAAACCUCUCGGACACCGGCAGACAUGGUGGCAUCUGAUGUGACAACAUUAAGCAGCCUGGAUGUCGUGGACCGAGAAGCUCUGUGGGCCGAGUUGGAAAGCGGGCCGGAGCCGGAAAAACCUGAAGAGGCUUUACCCGCGUCAAGGAGCGAGAGUGAGGUGACAGAGGAAGAUGAGGUCAAAGAGGAGGAGGAGGAGGACGCUGAGAGUGAGCACACUGAGUCGGCAGACACCAGCGGCGCCCGAGUUUCCACGGAGAACUCCAGUUCCGGUUCUGCUCCGCCCAGCAGUGUCGAUGAGGGGAGUUUGGUGAACGGCCUGCGGAGGGUGGAGUCCGAGCACACGCAGGCGUCCGAUUCACUGUCGAGCGAAGAGGAGGAGGAUUUUGAGCUGGAGGCUAUGGCCAGGUCUCGCCUGUUGAAGCAGGAGCGAGAGAAAAGAGAAGCCAUCAACUCACUGUUCCGUCAUGUUCUGCUGUACCCGGCGGCGGCGGGCGGCUGGCGCCGUCUCCUCCAGGGCCUGGCGCUGCUCGACAGCCUGCUGCGCAGCAGCCCCGAGUGCCACCUAGUGGACGCCCUGUGCUGCACUUCGCUGGACACCAGCUCUGCUGCUCACUUAAAUCUGGUCUCCAACCUCCUGCAACGCCACCAGCAGGCUCAGGACGGAAGGUGCUUUUACGGCUGUCUGCUGUCUCCCACUUCCUCCCCUUCUGGACCCCCAUCGCUACUUGUCGAACUGCUUGUGUCGCUCUGUCUGCAAAUCCUGCGCUCUCACUACCCAUCCUACCUGAGCCUGACUCCCCUGGACCUGCAGGGCAACAUGGAGGUCCAGGUGAAGAGUGUGACGGUCCUCACUCGGAUCGUGAAGCAGCUCAUCUUCACAGUACGAGGACAGGAGUGCAGCAAAGCCACUCUGGAAUCCAUCCACAGACUCCUGACCUGCUGUAAAGUGCAGCAGUACGCCCUGCUCUCAUUGUCUGCCUCCAUGUACGUCAGCCAGAAGGCGGCGGACAAGGGAGCAUCCAAAGGAGCCGAACUGCUGGAUGAGGCAGGAGGCCUAUCGGAGGAGAGUUUGGUGAAUCUGGGUGCGGGAGGAGGGCAGGACCAGUGCCCCUUACAAAUAGAGCUACUAAAGUUGCUCCAGGCUCUGAUAGUGCUGGAGUACCAUGUGUGGCCGGGUGGGGUCGCAUCUGCAGUGAGCGGCGGCUCAGGCCAGCCUGGAGACCCUCGUGAAUCCUCACCGGCCUCCACCCCGCUGGCCCGGGAGUGGCAGACCGCUGUGCUCUUCCAGCAGUCCAUCAAAGCAGCGCAGUAUGUCCAGAGCCACCCCAUCACAGCGCAGGGGAUGUUUGUUUCCGCGGCAGCAAGAGCCCUGCAGCCUCAGUACGGCUAUGCUAUGCAUCCCCACUGGGUGUCGCUGCUGUGCUCCUCUCUGCCGUACCUGGGGCGCUCCUUGGGGAUCAUCGUGUCACCGCUCAUCAGUCAGAUCUGCAGGAACAUGGACGAUCUGGUGAAGCUUCACGAACACGAGGGAGGGAAGGCGAACCACAGCGUUACUGGCAGGAAGGAGAACAUCGCUCCAGACUACCCUUUAACUCUGCUUGAAGGCCUGACCACCAUCACACAUUAUUGUCUCCUUGACAACAAAAAGUCUCUGGUGGCUUGUGAUCCCGUGGAUGUCCGUAACGCGCGCAACGCCGUGCUGGAGGCGCUGCCGCAAAUGCUCAGCAGCAUGGCGUUGCUAUGGGGCGUUGUCAUGAGGGAGGAGUUUCAGAGACGUGCGUCUGACUCCAGCCACAGCAGCAAACAUGCUUCUACCUCUGUGUAUUUCAAAAGCGCCAAGAUCUUGCGGCAGCGGAUCCUGCAGUUUCUACUCCCUCUUACUGGACAUUAUGGGGUUCAGCUGAUGGCUUCAGUAGGAGUAGUGUGGAGCAACAGGAAGAGCAAAAGGAGACACAAGAACAAAGUUUUACCAGUGGCCAGUGAGGCUCGUCUGGUCAUUGUGGAGCUCAUAAAAUCGCUUCACACCUUGAAUAUAGAAACUGUCCUCCACUUGGUCAAAGAGGUUGUGAAGAGGCCGCAUCAGAUCAAAGGAGAACAGAAGGCAACGCUGGUCGAUAUUCCCAUGCUGCAGUUCAGCUAUGCCUAUGUCCAGAGCAUUUCAGCUGCGGCUCUGCAGGAAAACGUUGCUCCUCUCCUCAGCCUGUUGAGGGAGUCUGUUCAGCUCAACCUGGCGCCACCUGGACAUUUCCUCCUGCUGGGAAUCCUAAAUGAUUUUGUCAACCGUCUCCCAAACCUGGACAGCAAGAAAGACUCUAAAGAUCUGCAGGAGGUGACUCAGCGGAUCCUGGAGAUGGUGGGUGGGAUCGCAGGCUCUUCUCUGGAGCAGACCAGCUGGCUCAGCCGAAGCCUUGAGGUCAAAGUUCAGCCACAGGUGUGCGUAGAAGCUGAAGAACCGGAUGACACAGAGGUGGACGGGGAUCACUGUGAAUCAGUAACUCAGGCUAAUGCCAUGGUGUCGUCCUCCGCUCCUUCAGUGUACAGUGUGCAGGCCCUCACAUUGCUUGCAGAGAUCUUGGCGCCCCUUCUGGACAUGGUCUACCGUAGCGACGAGAAGGAAAAAGCCGUCCCCCUUAUCUCACGUCUCCUGUAUUACGUUUUUCCCUACCUCAAGAACCACAGUGCCUACAACAUGCCCAGCUUUGCAGCAGGCGCCCAGCUGCUGAGUAGCCUGAGUGGGUACGCCUGCACCAAACGGGCCUGGAAGAAGGAGGUGUUUGAGCUCUUCAUGGACCCCCUGUUCUUCACCAUGGAUGCCUCCUGUGCACACAGUUGGAAAUCAAUUAUUGACCAUCUACUGACUCAUGAGAAGACCAUGUUUAAGGACCUGAUGGGCAUGCAAAGCAGCUCCCUGAAGUUGUUCACCAGUGCAGACCAGAAACCCAUGUUGGUGAAACGGCAGGCAUUUGCAAUGUUCAGCGGCGAACUCGACCAGUACCACCUCUACCUUCCACUUAUUCAAGAACGCCUCACAGAGACUUUGAGAAUGAACUCAAGCCCUGCGGUCUCAGCCCAGAUGUUCCUGAUGUUCCGAGUUCUCCUGCUGCGGAUCUCAUCCCAGCACCUGACGUCGCUCUGGCCUAUAAUGGUCACAGAACUUAUGCGUAUAUUUGCACGCUUAGAGAAAUCUCUGCAGCCAGAGAAAGACGUCUCAAAGUUGACCAAAGUGGUGCGUGGGGCACUUGACAGAAAUGGACCAGUAAACUUCUCCAAUGCAGAGUUGGACAUGUACCUCUCAGCCUGCAAGUUUCUGGACACUUCCUUGGCCUUUCCUCCAGAGAAGAUGCCCCUCUUUCAGAUGUAUCGUUGGGCAUUUGUCCCGGAGGUGGACGUGAGCCGCUACAGUGGUCCAGAAAAUGCGCUGAUUGAGGGUGAACAGGAAUGCACACCACACGUUGUCAGAGUGCUGGAAGGGAUACAGGAACGCUAUGGGGCACUGAACGGACUGACUGAGGAAUCCUCCACGGAUAACUUGGAGUUUCCCCUCCUCACUCAGAGCUCCUUGUCCUCCAUCACCCAGCUGCUGCCUUUCCUUCGCACCCUUUGCUGCUCCUUCCAGGCCCCUCCCCCCUCCAGCCAGCCUGCUGCCCACUUCCCCAUAGCAGAAUACCCUGCAGCCAGCUCGCACAUUGUUCUGAGCAGAUUGGAGGACAUCAUUGAGAAUGAGUUCCUGGACUCCAUGGAGAGUUAAAAACUGAGCUUUUAUAUAGCUGCAGGCACAUGUAAUAAAAGACCUAGAAUGGGCACAACCAGUGAUUUUGUUGUAUUGUGGAGUUCUAGUGAAGGAAUGGUUUUGAAAAUGUGUUUUCCUUUUAUGUAGUCGUCUUUCUGAUUACAUCUCUACAUGUACUUCUGAACUGCUUUAACUAGAAAAAGGAAAAAAACAAACAAAGGGAAUCCAUGGUACUCAUUUCCACAUGGCUUUUAAUGUGAAAAAAUAUGAAGGAAUGCAGUUUUGUUUCCGUCCAAAGAUGAGGUAUUAACGCAGCUAAAAGUCCCUAACUUACUGCUUUUAGUGUCGGUAAAAGCAGUAGCGAUUCAGGUUACUUAUUGUCUAAGCAAGGCAUGCACCUUAUGGCCGUGGUAGUAGAGUCAAUAGAUUUUAGUGAAGCACAUCGAAAACUUACUGUGAAGAACUGCGUUAGGCACCACUAGUGUUUUAUUUUCCUGAACUAGCCAUCUGCAGUUUGUUUCUUCAGGUGUAACAAUCUGUCUUAAGAAUGUAUAAACUCUUACAGAUUUCUCUUAAUUCAUGCUAACAUUUUUAUUAGUAAUGUAAGGAAUGUGCUUUAAGUGCAUUGGGAAAACUCUUAAAACAAUGGCUCUGCGUCGACAUGUUACAUGCUUUGAGUUUUUGGUGACCAAGGGAAAUGAUCCUUUUCUAGUUUUUACUCCAUAGUUUUUACAGCUACUGUCUGUAUUUUCCUGCACAUCUGAAUGUUCCUGUAAGUUAUUUAUCUUUAACGGACCACAUCAAAUUUUGAUGCGAAAGGGGGAAAAAAAAUCAAGUCAUUAAACAUAGCAUUUAACUUCUGUUUUAUUUGUUCUCUUUGUUUUAUUGCACUCCCACCAGUUUAUAAACAAAUAUUUUGUUUUUAUAUUGUGCUUUUAAGACAUUUUGCGGGUUUAAGCCCAGUUUCAAAACUGAUAUUGGCUCAAGCUAUUUCACUUCACUAAAAUAUAUUGGAAAAGAGAAAUCAAUCUCAAAUGUAAUUAUUAAAUUAUCUUUAAAUCUGA